AUGACUGCAAGGACCAUCGUCAUUGACCACGGGUCUGGCUAUGUGAAGUCAGGCUUCUCUGGCUGGAAUGAGCCCCAGCUGGUCCACCCGAACAUCGUGAACUACAGGCCGUGCAGGGAGAAUCCUGGCCCCAGCUCCGCCCGGCGGGUGGUGGGUCUCGGCAUCGAUAUCUUCCAUCCUGACACCUUUAGCUACCCCAUCCAGCGUGGCCAUAUCCUCAACUGGGAGGGCGUGGAGCACAUAUGGUCCUUUGUCAUGGAGAGCCACCAAAAGGGAUGUGAGGGCUCCCCUGUAUUGGUCACUGAGUCCCCCUUGAGGAAGCCUGUGGACCGAAAGAAGACCCUGGAGAUCAUGUUUGAGUCGCUGUGUGUCCCGUCCCUACUCCUGGCUGACCAGCUGGAGAUGUCCCUGUACGCCUCUGGCCUCCUGACGGGCACGGUGUUCGAUUCUGGCUUUGGCCUCACCCGAGUGCAGCCUUUCCACCUGGGCCAGCCCUUGUGGGAGGGCCGUAAGGUGGUGGAGUUCGCCGGCCAGGACCUCUCCACCUACCUCAAACAGACCCUCUUUCCAGAAGGGUCUGACGUACCCACAGUGUUUCAGAUGCAGAUGGCAGACACGAUUCAGAUGAACCAAUGCUACACGCCACAGAAUCUUGGGGACGCAAUAGACUUCCUUCAGAACCUGCCGCCUGGCUCUGAUGAACAAAAUACCUAUCGGCUCCCGGACGGUACCUCCGUGGAGCUUACCCCCAUGCAGCGCCUGGCCCCCGAGAUGUUCUUCAGCCCCGAGAUGUUCGACCUGAAGUCGCCCAGCCUCUCUCAGGUUCUCGUGGAUUCCAUCAAGACGUGCGAGGACUCCCUGCAGCCCCGGCUCCUCUCCCACGUGAUAGCCUGCGGGGGGAACACCAUGUACAGCGGCUUCGGCGAGCGCCUGGAGCAGGAGUUGGCCAGACUUCAUCCCUCUGGCUUCACGGCCUCGGUGUGUGUCAAUUCCAAAAGAAAAUGUAGUGUGUGGCUGGGAGCAUCUAUUGUGGCUCAUCUGUCGACUUACAAGUCUGAGUGGAUAACCAAGGUGGAGUACGACGAGAGCUAGAGGCUGUGUGACCCGUCGGCUUGU
Molecule: messenger RNA, 1116 nt
Organism: Phyllostomus discolor (pale spear-nosed bat)
Lineage: Eukaryota; Metazoa; Chordata; Mammalia; Chiroptera; Phyllostomidae
Gene: ACTL8
Product: actin like 8
Exons: 2
Coding region: 1-1092 (363 amino acids)
Biological process (GO): skeletal muscle thin filament assembly
Cellular component (GO): actin filament; stress fiber; striated muscle thin filament
Source: RefSeq, a predicted model, not a curated record